Molecule: messenger RNA, 963 nt
Organism: Corylus avellana
Lineage: Eukaryota; Viridiplantae; Streptophyta; Magnoliopsida; Fagales; Betulaceae
Source: RefSeq, a predicted model, not a curated record
UAAUGUCAAGUAAACUAACACAAGCCCAGCCCAAUUUAUUCCCAAACUGAAGAAAAAAAGAGGAAAGGAAAUGGAUGUUACUGCACUGCCGGAAGAGUGCAUCGCCACCAUAAUUUCCUUCACAUCCCCUCGCGAUGCUUGCAGGAAUUCGCUAGCGUCCCGGAGCUUCGGAUCAGCCGCAGGUUCGGAUCUCGUGUCAUCAUCAUCCUUGAAUAACUUAUCCAAGAAGGAUCUUUAUUUCCAUCUUUGCCACAAUCCCAUCCUCAUCGGCAACGGUAACCUGAGCUUCGGAAUAGAUAAAUUAACUGGGAAAAAGUGUUACAUGCUGGGAGCGAGGGAGUUACAUAUAGUCUGGUCAAACAUUAAGGUGUACUGGGAGUGGUUUUCUUCAGCUGAGUCUCCAGUUUUACCCCAGUCCAGAUUCUCUGAGGUGGCUCUUCUAAAAGCGGUUUCGUUUGACAUACGAGGUAGAAUUGAGACUAAUAUCUUGUCCCCAAAUACAACAUAUGGGGCAUACUUCGUAUACGCAUUAAUUGCAGAUAGUUUCUCUCAACUUCACCACCCAGUGAAUGUGUCCGUUAGACUUGAAAAUGAGAAUGAAGGUAAUGCUACCCAUGCUUAUUUGCGAGCAGAUACACCAGAAGGACAGGAUGGACGACUUCCACGCAGGAGAGAGGACAGGUGGUUUGAGAUUGAAAUUGGGGAAUUCUUCAAUGGCCAAGUUGAUAGCGUGGCGGACAUGCACGUGCUGGAGAAUAAGGGCUAUGUCUGGCAGUAUGGCCUUGUGGUCCAUGGCAUUGAGCUUCGGCCAAAAUAGGAUAGGAAAAUUCUGUAUUCAGUGCAAGGCCAACAUCUGCUGUAUUUGCAUAAAGGUAUUGUUGGUUUAUAAGAGGACAACAGUUUUUAAAAGAUCAAGUAAAGGUAUUGUAAUUAUGAACGUUUACAUUUUGUAUCAUGAUAUAC